Lineus longissimus is the source of this 3475-nucleotide messenger RNA. Its product is annotated as integral membrane protein 2B-like. Gene Ontology annotation, cellular component: Golgi apparatus; plasma membrane; extracellular exosome. Gene Ontology annotation, molecular function: amyloid-beta binding. The transcript has 6 exons. The record is from RefSeq and is a predicted model, not a curated record. The coding region runs from base 68 to 871 and encodes 267 amino acids. Gene Ontology annotation, biological process: negative regulation of amyloid precursor protein biosynthetic process. Lineage: Eukaryota; Metazoa; Nemertea; Pilidiophora; Heteronemertea; Lineidae.
ACGUCAUGAUUGUAGAUAAGGAAGUCAAAAUACAUACUGAGGAUAAAACGCAAAAUUCGCUCACAAAAUGACGAUAUUUAAAGCUAAGACGGGGGAAAAAAAGCCUGAUACUAAAUAUGUGGCACCUCCAGCAGUCCCAGAUGGUGUGUCCGAAUCAGAUGCCAACGCGGCCAAUGUAUACAUCGCCCGACGACGACGAUCGCGGAUGACCAACACAUGCAUCCUUCUUGGAGUCUUACUCAUUCUGGGUAUCGGCAUUGCGGGUGGAAUAUACCUUUAUAAACACUUUGUUCGAGGGUCGUACACAGCAUGGUGUGGAGUUAAAUACACUGACCAGUUCCAACGGGAGGCGACCAAAGGGGGCUAUUCAGAUGCCUUCAUGGAAGAGCACGUCGAGAUAGAUAGAGAUGGAAAUUAUGAAAAAAUCGAAGUGCCAAAAUUCGAUAUUUGUUCUGAUGCUGUGAUCCUACAUGACUUUUUCAAGAAUCUAACAGCCGUAAUAGAUCGCGAUCGCAACCGAUGUUUCGUGAUGCCACUCAACAGAACGGAGGUGAUCCCGCCAACUGAUUUCUGGGAUCUUAUCACCAAGAUGAGGAGUGGUUACUACAUGCCCAGUUCCAGCCUUGUUCGUCACCACUACAAAGUCAUGCAGCCUCCCGUACAAGACCUCACCGACUUUGGCCCUUACAUCAGGGCAGAAUGCCGGGCCUACGACACGUACCGUCUCAAGAAGAUGCGACGACACACCUUCAGGUUUGGCCGAAAAUUCCACAGAUCAGGGCGCCACAGGAGGAGUGCAGGAGCUGAAUGUAUCGAUUACCAGAACUACGCCGGCAAGAACAUGGCAUUAUAUGACAUAUGCUUUACCUAAGGAAUGGAACAAUUUGAAUGUGCCCGCACAUGGCGGGGCAAUGCAGUAAACUCAUUUUAGGGUUAGGAUGGACCCGGAUGGGUGUUUGUACAAAAGUAAUUUGAAACCAUCAGGCAAAUUGGCUAAUCGUAUGCUUUUUUACCAAAGAGAAGUUCACCCGAAGUUGAUUCGUUAGGGGAGGGAGGAAGUUGAGUACGUUUUGACUCAUUACCUCUGGGUGAACGAAGCUGAGGUUGAUUCAAUUUUUGAACUGGACUGCUAGGGUCCAGUCUAUGAUUGCUUCAAAUGAACUUUUCUUGAAAAGAUAAGGCCAGUUUAUGAACUAAAAAUAGCAUUUUUCUCCAAUCAUUCUACUCUUCAGCUGUCAGAUAAUGUGUGCCUAAUCAAUACACUUGAUGGUUAUGAUCAAAACUUUAUUGCUUGGAGAAGAUGCCAUCACGUUUUCAAAUAAUGAGAUUUUAAAACAUUUUAAGGGUGUAGUUUUUCGCUUGACUGCUGGCCUAGUUUUAUUGCAACUGACCCUGUAUUAUCUUUUUGAGGUGGUUCUAACUCUGACCUUGUAUAAUGCUUUCAUAAACCAACUGUCUCGGACUACUACACUGGACUUGACCUUGUCCCCUUGACCACGCACGUGACUGGGGUGAAGUUAGAUUGCGUAGUAAUCCGGGAAAGUGUCACAUUGGAUGUUAUUGAUUGGAACUUGUUAAUUAUUAGAUUAAAAAUGAGCAAUAAUUGUUAAAGAAACCGAGACAUAACAAUAAUGUGUUCAGAUCAACCACAAGCUGUAGACAUGUUUUUAAGUUGAUUUUGCCCCCAAAUCUUCACUGGUAGCUCAGGUUUAGUGUGGAAACAUCACUUGUUUCUGUUGAACUGCACCGAAUUGUCAGUACAUUUCAAUUUGAGAUACUCAAGGUGAUUUCUUUGCCAUUUUUGGGAACUUUUAGACCGGUCAUACACUGCUGGUGUUACUGUGAAAAUAUGAAUCAUGAUGACCCAAAUCUUGAUGGUUUCCUCUUCUUUUAUUAACUAGUUUGUGGUAUGUGUUUUUACUAGCAGCUUAGUGUUCAUCUGUGUUGAAGGGACAUGGGAGACUAAUAUCUCUUUGCAGUCCAGUUGCUCGUCUGAUUGUCAUGCUUUUAAACUGCACUUUUUAAUUAGAUUUGCCACAUCUUUUGCCAGCAGUAUCUGCCAUGAAGACGGUUUAAUAAGAGACAAACACUUUAUUUUAUUUGAGUUUUGGAUGAUUUUAUCUCUGUUAGAUUCUUUUAAUUUUAACUAGUUCCAACUUGUAUCAUCCUGUGUUUGUAAAUAUAUGAUUUAUCAAUUCAUACUUGAUUUUACCAUUCAUGUAAAUUUGCACGAAAUAACUGUUUACAGGCACUGCAUCAGAUUAAGAAGAGAUGAGAUAUAUGUCUAACCUACAUGUUUGUUGUUGUCUGAAGUGUAAUGUACAAUGGCACUGUAAAGCAACAGGGGGUAACAAAGGUAUUCCUGCUAGGAAUGCCUCAAUUUAAUAUGGGAAAUAAGCAGUCUAUUUUUGGUACACCCUGUAUAAAAUGUUGUCGACUGGCUUCUUGGUAUCUAAUCAUUUAGCAUAUUCAUGCUUGUUUUAUUCAAACCGCUUCUAAGAGAAAGAGUUUAUGUGAUUGUGAAGUCCCCAGGCUAAGAUAAGAGAAUUGUUGUUUUGGAAAUCACAAUUGAUUUACAUGGUAUGAAGCAUGGUAUAUUUAGUUGUUUAAAUUUCAUCCACAAAAGUGUUGAAUCAAAUCUGUAAUUAUUGUAUGGCUCUAUGAAAAUAGCCAAUUGGUUUGUACGGGUUUCAAGUUAAUUUUUUGCUGUUCCUCAAUUUUUUUGCAUCCAUCCUCAAACGUGAAAGACGCACAAGAUUGUGGAUUAAUGUUUGUUGGACAUUUUCAGCGUUGGACUAGGUAAUUGUAUUUACUGCACUGAAUAAUCUUUUUUAUGGUCAGAGACAGGUGUUGCAUAAGGGAGGCUGACUUGGUGUUAAACCUCGUUGACUCAAAUGAAGGAUUGCUAAUUGGAUGGAACUCCGCACCAAGGAGGAGAACGGGUCUCACCAUAUCUGUAAUGUCUGUCUUUGUUAAUUCAUGAGAUGAAGAAGUGGGUUUUGUUGCUCGGAGUUUGAGUAUUAUUAAAGGUGUAAUGAUAGAGUAGACCUUCAUUUGUAUGUUCUUUUUUGCCUAAACAUUACUGACAUUUAUUUGCAGCCAAUGAAAGGUAAUGCAAACAAAGAAUGAAGUGCAACAAUUUUGAUAAAUGUUUAAAAAAAGACUUUGUUUCUGAAAAUGUGUAAUCAGUCAUGAGCUGUCGUGUCUUUUCUGGGUUUACUAUCACUUCUGAUGUGAUAUAUCCCAUUUCAAAGCAGAUGCCCAAAAUAGAGAGACACAACAGCUCCAACCAAGUUGGUUUUAUCUCAAACUUUUUACAUUCAAUGUCCGCUUGACUGCGUAAUUUAUGAACGACCUCACUUGAUUUUAAUUCAUACUGAAUGAUCCAACUCUAUCCAGACUCUACCCCUGUAUUUUAAUAAUCAUGUGGAUGUCAUAUAUUAUAAUAUGAUAAUAAAAUGUAAUCUGUAAUUAA